UCGGUCAUUUUCGGGUCGGCUCUUGAGGGUUGCAUAAAUUUCCCAACAAAAAUAUACCGGCGAUAUCUAAUCUUAUCUGGCGCGAAUCCGUCGAUUUGGAUCGCGACCAAAUUUAUCUGUUUCAUUGCAUCACACUUCCCUAUUGAAAAUGGAGAACCAGUAGCAGCGUUAGUUCUUUCCGAACCUUGGCUCGCUGCGUACUAAAAUCGCGACUAUUAUCAUGGAACAGGUGAAAGAUCCUUCCAACGGAUCUGAAACAUUCCUGCAGGAUAAGUGGAACCGUCUGUUGGAUACAAUCGGCGAUGAUCCGGAAUUUCUUUAUGUUUGGGCUCUAACAAUUUGGGUGAACGGCUUCUUUUGGGUGUUCGGAGGGUUGUUUGUGCUAAUGGAUGUCUUCAACCGGCCUCGCUGGCUACGGAAAUACAAAACACAACCUGGAAAAAAUGAACCCUUGGAAUGGGCAGGUCUCCUGAUGGUUAUGAAGACCAUUCUGUUCAACCAGACGAUGGUUGGAAUUCCACUAACCUACAUUGGAUUUCACUUGGCUGGGAGUAAGAAUCUACCGAACGUUCGUGAGCUACCGAGUACCAUCGUAGUGCUUCGUGAUUUGUGCGUUUGUUUAUUUUUUGCCGAAAUCGGAUUCUACUACGUGCACCGUUUUCUGCACUUGCGGCCACUGUAUCGAUACGUCCACAAAAAGCAUCACGAAUGGACGGCUCCAUUCGCCUGGACGGCCAUGUACUGUCACCCGGUGGAGCACGUCAUCAGUAAUAUGCUUCCACCGAUCAUCGGAAUAGAACUGAUGAAAAGUCAUUUGGCAACGGCUGUUCUGUGGUUCACGUUGCUUAUUGUCAACACCAUCCGGGAUCACUGCGGAUAUCAUCUGCCAUUCUUCCCGAGUCCGGAAUAUCACGACUAUCAUCAUGCAAAAUUCACGGAAUGUUUUGGCACAUUCGGUUAUCUCGAUCUGUUGCAUGGGACCGAUAAAACGUUCCGGAAAAGUAAACAACAUCUGCGUCACCGAUUCCUUUGGACGACUCGGUCUGCCAGGGAACUUAUUCCGGAUAAGUGAAAAACAAUCUAGAAAAGUGUGUGGCUUAAUGUUCCAGUUUUUUCUCAAUAGAAAUAGCUGAAGAAAUAGCACCGGGUGUUAGCUGAAUGCGUUUAAACUUUCUCACAUAUGGAAUCAUAGGGUCCCAAAGAUGCAUGAAUACCUUUAAUAUCAGUCCUGUUUUCAGAUUUCGAUGGAUUCAUUUAACAAUUAUGACAUCAAUUAGGAGCACCUGCAUUUAAUUUCUGUUAUGGAUUUCCAAUUUGAAAUAAACUAUUCU
Malaya genurostris is the source of this 1331-nucleotide messenger RNA. RefSeq names its product fatty acid hydroxylase domain-containing protein 2-like. Gene Ontology annotation, molecular function: iron ion binding; C-4 methylsterol oxidase activity. Gene Ontology annotation, biological process: sterol biosynthetic process. The transcript is spliced from 3 exons. Lineage: Eukaryota; Metazoa; Arthropoda; Insecta; Diptera; Culicidae. The record is from RefSeq and is a predicted model, not a curated record. Bases 221 to 1072 code for a protein of 283 amino acids.